AUGAGGCGGCACCGGUACUUGCUGGAGCGCGGCGCUGCGGACGCCCCGGCCGAGGCUGAGGGCGAAGGCUGCGGGGCCCCCGAGGGCUCGAAGCGGGGCCCUCUGUGCGUGUGCUGCUGCCGCCGCCGCCGCCCCCACCGCGACUGGCUUUACGAGUCGUACUAUUGUAUGAGCCAACAACACCCGCUGCUUGUCUUCCUGCUGCUCAUCGUGAUUGGCGCCUGCCUAGCUCUGCUCGCCGUCUUCUUUUUCGCCUCCGGGCUGGAAACGGAGGACCAUGUCGCAUUCUUGAUAACUGUUCCUACCGCUCUGGCAAUUUUCUUUGCCAUAUUUAUCCUUGCCUGCAUAGAACCAUUAUUCAAAAAGUUCCUACGUGUUUUCUCUGUGGUUGUGUGGGUAUGCCUUGUUGCCAUGGGAUAUCUCUUCAUGUGGUUUGGAGGAAUAAUCUGUCCAUGGGACCAGGUAUCAUUUUUCCUAUUCAUCAUUUUUGUCGUCUAUACCAUGCUGCCCUUCAACAUGCAGGAUGCAAUAAUUGCCAGCGUUCUAACCUCUGCAUCACAUACCAUUGUGCUCAGCAUCUGUAUAUCAUCCACAGACAUCAUGAAGGAACAAUUGGUUUGGCAGAUUCUGGCAAACAUCAUCAUUUUUAUCUGUGGGAAUCUGGCUGGAGCCUAUCACAAACAGUUGAUGGAACUUGCUCUACAGCAGACAUAUCAGGAUACCUGUAAUUGCAUCAAAUCACGCAUCAAGCUGGAGUUUGAGAAGCGGCAGCAGGUAAAAGCAUUAUUUACUAUUUUGUUUCCUACAAUCAUUUAUCAUAUUCACAGCUAUGAUGAUAUAACACUUAUAAGGGUGCAUGAAUAUGAUACACAUUUGGUGAAAUCUGUGCAUGUUUACUUGGAAGAAACAUUAAACAUAGUGAAACAUAUAUGGAUAAGCAUGCCUACAGAACGUCUUCUGCUUAGAGACGAAGGACGAGUGUAUCGGUACCUUUACUUUCGACUCUACAUUUUAUAUGCCGAUAUUGUGGGAUUUACUCGCUUGGCUAGUGAUUGCUCCCCUGGAGAACUGGUGCAUAUGCUGAAUGAACUUUUUGGCAAGUUUGAUCAAAUUGCAAAAGAAAAUGAAUGUAUGAGAAUUAAAAUCUUAGGAGACUGCUACUACUGUGUGUCCGGCCUUCCAAUAUCGCUACAAAAUCAUGCCAAGAAUUGUGUGAAAAUGGGACUGGAUAUGUGUGAAGCCAUAAAGUUAGUAAAUAUUUUAUAUAUAUUUAAAAUAUAUAAAAUAUUCCUUUCCUUCAUAAUUACAAAACAAAACUUAAAAGGGACUCCUAAGGUUACUGAAAGUUUAUACUCUCACCCUCAUGUGAGAGGGAAUGUCCUUUGUGGUGUGAUUGGACUGCAAAAAUGGCAAUAUGAUGUAUGGUCACAUGAUGUAACAUUGGCCAAUCAUAUGGAAGCUGGAGGAAUUCCAGGCCGUGUUCACAUUACUUCAGUCACGUUGGCACACUUGAAUGGAGCGUACAAAGUGGAAGAAGGGGAUGGUGAUGCAAGGGAUCCAUAUCUCAAGGAACAUAACGUGAAAACCUUCUUUAUAAUCAAUCCUAAGGACAUGCCUAUGGGUCAGUAUAAUUUCCAGCGUUGUAGAGAAAGAACAAAAUCUCAGAAGAAAAAAUUUGAAGAGGAAUUAAACGAAAGGAUGAUUCAAGCAAUUGAUGGAAUAAAUGCUCAAAAGCAGUGGCUUAAAUCUGAGGAUAUUCAAAGAAUAUCAUUGCUUUUCUACAAUAAAAUCUUGGAAAAAGAAUAUAGAGCCACAACCCUUCCUGCAUUCAAGUACUACGUAACCUGUGCCUGUCUUAUAUUCUUCUGCAUUUUUCUUGUGCAGAUUCUAGUGCUACCAAAAAAGUCUAUACUUGGAAUCUCCUUUGGAGCUGCCUUUCUGCUGCUGUCCUUCAUUCUUUUCAUCUGCUUUGCAGGACAGCUUUUGCAGUGUAACAAGAAACUCUCAGCUUUCCUGAGAUGGAUUCUGAAAUCAGCUGGAGUCAUUGAAAAUCGCCCUUGGCCACGAAUCAUGAUUACAUUGAUAACAACAGCUGUAAUAUUAACUAUGGCUGUGUUCAACAUGUUUUUCUUGAAUGGUGAUGGUAUUGUUGAAUCUCUCCCCAUUCUUAAUUCAUCAAAUAUAAGUUCUCCUGAUGCAAGAGAUCAGACAGCCUGGUAUAUUCAAAGCAACCAUUUUUUCUUACCAUAUUUUAUCUACAGCUGCAUCCUGGGCCUCAUUUCUUGUUCUGUUUUCCUCCGGAUAAAUCAUGAGCUGAAAAUGGCAAUCAUGUUGGUUGCUCUGAUUGUCUACAAUGUAAUUCUUUUACACACACAUGGCUCUGUGCUAGAUAACUACAGCAAGUUACUCUAUACAAUGGCACCUCUAAAAAGGCCAGGGAUCCUGAAAGAUCUAAAAACAAUGGGUUCUGUGUCUCUUUUUAUCUUCUUCAUCACACUGCUGGUACUCAGCAGACAGAAUGAAUAUUACUGUAGGUUAGAUUUCCUGUGGAAGAACAAGUUCAAAAAAGAACGUGAGGAGAUUGAGACGAUGGAGAAUUUGAAUCGGCUUCUUCUGGAAAAUGUACUGCCUGCUCACGUGGCUGAACAUUUCUUGGCAAGGAACUUGAAGAAUGAGGAUUUAUACCAUCAGUCGUAUGAUUGCGUCUGUGUCAUGUUUGCCUCCAUUCCAGAUUUCAAAGAAUUUUAUACAGAAUCUGAUGUUAACAAAGAAGGUUUAGAAUGUCUCAGGCUUCUAAAUGAGAUCAUAGCUGACUUUGAUGAUCUGUUAUCUAAGCCCAAAUUUAGCGGAGUUGAAAAGAUCAAGACAAUUGGAAGCACAUAUAUGGCUGCCACAGGACUAAGUGCAAUGCCCAGUCAAGAACACAGUCCGGAGCCUGACCGACAAUACAUGCAUAUUGGGACUAUGGUAGAGUUUGCAUUUGCCCUUGGAGCAAAACUGGAUGUAAUAAACAAGCAUUCCUUUAAUGAUUUCAAACUUCGAGUAGGUAUCAAUCAUGGGCCUGUAAUUGCUGGAGUCAUUGGAGCUCAGAAACCACAAUAUGACAUCUGGGGCAACACUGUGAAUGUAGCCAGCAGGAUGGAUAGUACUGGCAUUUUAGAUAAAAUACAGGUCACGGAGGAAACCAGUAACAUCUUACAAACAUUGGGCUACAUUUGCACCUGCCGAGGUAUCAUUAAUGUCAAAGGAAAAGGAGAGCUUCAGACCUACUUUGUACAUACUGAAAUGACUAAGUCCCUUUCACAAGGGAAUGUGGCAUCCUGAAAUACAUCAAGGGUAGACAGUCUCGUAUUUUUAGAGAAAAAGCACCCCACACUUUUUUCUUAGAUCUCCUCUAGCCCACACCAUGAACGUGUGUGUAAUUUUCUAGUGUAUAGAAAUGUUGCUGUAGUAGAGUGGCUACCGUCUCAUCCCACCAUUCACCAUCAAGAGACCUCGGUAGUUGUCAAGAUUCCAGAAAUGGACAAAUCUGUGCUGUGCACUGAGGCAACGACAGCUUGAUUUGUAUUCUCGACUCUUCAGUGGUAAAGAAUGGAGGAAAAUAACCACAGAGCUGGAAAAAUUAAUGGUCUGUUGCAGGAGGCUAUGGAGACAAUAAUUAAAAAAAAUUACAGAAAAGCACUGUAUAGCAAUAAAAUUAGAGCUGCAUGAAACAUCGUGAAAAAUAUGGUAGCUCCCUAUAAACAUCCUCUAAUCCCGAAUUAUUUAAUUCUGAAUAUCUAACUCUAUCCCUUCAUCAUUACAACUAGGGUGUGUUCACUAGUUGUGUCUCACAGCCAACAACAUAAAAUAGAGCUUCAGGCUUCAUAGUUUCCCCAGAGGAAUUCAUAGACAAGCAGGACCAGUUUUGUAUAAAAUGUGUUAAAAUGUUUUGAUGCCCUUGUCUUUUGUAAUAUAAACUCAUUAAAGGUUUCU
Molecule: messenger RNA, 3975 nt
Organism: Protobothrops mucrosquamatus (brown spotted pit viper)
Lineage: Eukaryota; Metazoa; Chordata; Lepidosauria; Squamata; Viperidae
Gene: ADCY2
Product: adenylate cyclase 2
Exons: 26
Coding region: 1-3324 (1107 amino acids)
Biological process (GO): adenylate cyclase-inhibiting G protein-coupled receptor signaling pathway; intracellular signal transduction; adenylate cyclase-activating G protein-coupled receptor signaling pathway
Cellular component (GO): plasma membrane
Molecular function (GO): adenylate cyclase activity
Source: RefSeq, a predicted model, not a curated record